Penicillium daleae is the source of this 1791-nucleotide messenger RNA. Its product is annotated as cyclin family protein. The transcript has 4 exons. The coding region runs from base 1 to 1791 and encodes 596 amino acids. Lineage: Eukaryota; Fungi; Ascomycota; Eurotiomycetes; Eurotiales; Aspergillaceae. Gene Ontology annotation, molecular function: cyclin-dependent protein serine/threonine kinase regulator activity. Gene Ontology annotation, cellular component: cyclin-dependent protein kinase holoenzyme complex; nucleus; centrosome. The record is from RefSeq and is a predicted model, not a curated record. Gene Ontology annotation, biological process: mitotic cell cycle phase transition; regulation of cyclin-dependent protein serine/threonine kinase activity.
AUGGAUGCGAAGCCACAGCGUAUUCGCGUCCGCGGGGACGAAAAUGUGCCGCCCUCGUUCCAUGCCAACAAGGCGAUCCACCAACGCAACAAGUCUACUUCCGCGCUCAGCCUGAUGGCCCAGAACGCGAAGAACGGCAAUGCUAUCAUCACUCGCCGAGCCUUCGGCGACUUGAGCAACGCUAAGCCAAUUUGUGAUGAUUCGGUUUUGCCUGGUAAGCCUGCUGUUCAGGUGACCAAUAAUAAACACGCUCUUGCGCAGCCCGCCCAGCGCCCUCUGUCGAUGUCGGGCAUGAAAGGCGUACUCAACAAUGUCGCAUCGAAGCCGGUCAACCCUGCCGGCAAAGCCCAGGCUACUGCGACUCAGAACAAUGUUAAGCGCACCAAUGUGGUUUUCCGCGAUCAGCUGGAGCCCGUUGUCGAGAAGGAACCAUCCAAGGAAGGAAUCAUCACCACCCAGCCCGCUCGCUGCGACGAACGGCUCAAUGCGAAAGAAAUUGCGCGAAACAUUGUCGACAAGGACGACGAUGACGAGAAACAGGAGUACUUUGACCUCCCGUCAGAGGACUCUGCCAUCAAUGAAUACAUUAGCGAGAACAGCCGCCAGUGGAGUGCCAUGCUCCCACCGCAGGUAGAGCCUACCAAGCCUGCUCCUGCUGUAGCUAAUGUGGGCAAGCCCCGAGCUCUUCGUGUGGAACCACUGGCCAACGCUGGUAUCGGUUCAAUUGAGUAUCGGUCUCAGGACGCCACUGCUCCAGCUUUGUCAGAGGUUGAGGAUUCGGAGGACGAAGAGACCCGUGGCCAUUCCUUCCGCACUGAGAACACCACUGGUGGCACGACCACAGUGAUUUAUCCUCGGUCCACCGCUGCGAUCAAGCGCGAGCUCUUGCAGGCCCAAUCCAUUGUUGAAGCCAACCAGACCGAGGAAGAGAUCGAGGAGGAUUUCUAUGACUCCAGCAUGGUCGCUGAAUACAGCACCGAGAUUUUCGAGCAUCUGCGGUACAAAGAGAUUGCCAUGUUGCCCACUCCUGACUACAUGGCCAACCAGGCCGAGAUCCAGUGGUCAAUGCGCUCCGUCCUCAUGGACUGGCUGGUGCAGGUCCACUUCCGUUUCGGUCUCCUCCCGGAGACACUGUUCCUGUGUGUCAAUCUGAUCGAUCGAUUCCUGUCGAACAAGAUCGUCUCACUGGGAAAGCUCCAACUGGUCGGCGCCACCGCCAUCUUCAUCGCUGCGAAGUAUGAGGAGAUCACGGCUCCCUCCGUCGCGGAGAUCCAUUACAUGGUCGAUGGAGGCUAUACCGUGGAUGAGAUUCUCAAGGCUGAGCGUUUCAUGUUGAAUAUUCUCAACUAUGACAUCGGCUGGCCUGGUCCCAUGAGUUUCCUCCGACGUAUCAGCAAGGCCGACGAUUAUGAUCUCGAGACCCGUACUGUGGCCAAGUACUUCCUGGAACUGACCAUUAUGGAUGAACGCUUCGUCGCCACCCCUCCCAGUUUCAUCAGCGCAGCAGCCCACUGUCUCUCUCUUCUGAUGCUGCGAAAGGGAUGCUGGACUAUGGCUCAUGCCCACUACAGCGGCUAUCUCUAUUCUCAGCUCGUUCCCGUCAUGUCGACGAUGCUGGAAUGCUGUGAGGACCCGCAGCGUCACCACAUGGCAAUCUACGACAAGUACUCGGAUCGCCGAUUCAAGCGCGCCUCUACCUUUGUAGAGGACGAGAUCAAGGGUGGCUUCAAGUUGCCUCGUACCACCCCUUUCCACGACCGUGACCGUCUGGACGGCGUGGCCAACUACUAA